AUGCCCGUUAACAAAUUUAAGACAAGAGACAAAAGGUGGUUUACCACGAAAAAAAACAACAACACUUCUCUGCGUCCUCAUUUGACGAAGACUGACAAAGAUGAUGAGAGGGAUGGCGUGCGUGUUGCUGGGCAACAUGCUCUGCACGGUUGCAUCAGCGUCGCUGAAAGAGAAGAACACAGGACGGCCUUCUUCGGCGAAGAUAUUCACAUCGACAUCCCGCCCGGCGACGUCGGCGAGGUGGUGUUCACACCCAGGACCAAUAGGUCUUCCCAGGUGGUUCUUCUUCGUUCGGGCGUAGUGGCGGACCAACGAGGGCGUCUCAAUUCUUUUGGCCACCUGGUGUUGGAGGACGUCCAGGAGGAGGACGAGGGCGUCUACGUGGUCAGCAAAAGCAGCCAUCCGCUAAAGCGCCUUGUCCUCAUCGUCAGAGACUGCGCCGUGGAGCAGGUGGUCAAAUACGGAGACACGUACUACAUCCACUUGAACCAGGUCCAAGGUCCAAUCAGGUUGGAGUUCAGGCCCGGUCCCGUCCUGCACAUCAAUUAUUCAGACCCGCUACACGCUACGGAGCCGCCGGCCGUGCUCCUGUACCCCCCAGUGCUGGCCGACGCUUACGCCGGGCGUCUGAGCGUGUCGGAGAAAAGCUUGGCGCUGCACUCGGUCAAGAAGGCGGACGAGGGGAGUUUCACCGUGCUGGACUUUGAGGGCAAAGUCCGGAGGAGGAACUGCCUCCACGUGCGAGAGCACCAGGACUUCCUGCGCCCUUCGAAUGGAGACGACGUGGUCAUGAAGCUUUACUUGCCGCAUUCCCACGUAAACGUGGUCUACAGGCCCAAAGCAGCCCAACAGGGCCGGCUGGUCCUGGAGCAGGGCGUUCUGGUGACCGCUCAGGACCCCCAGCUGGAGGGGCGCUUGAAUGCCGAGGGCUCUGCGCUGGUCUUGAAGAAGGUGCGUGUGUCUGACGCGGGCGUCUUUAAAGUCACUGACCUGGCCGGGUUCCCUGUGGCUCACAUCUACGUCGACGUGGUCGCCUCCCAGCUCCCGCCGCUGACGGUGGCCGUCAUGUCCAUGCUGAGCCUGAUCGCCGCCAUGCUGCUGCUCUGCCUGCUGUCCUGCCUCUACAAAGUCCACAAGAGGAACAAGAAGAACAAGAAGCUGAUGCUGCUCGCCCAGCAGGCCAGCAAAAGGGAUGGCGAGACCUUCAGACAGACCCAAAGGGGGCAGCUUGUAACGCCCCUGAGAUCGGUGGUGCAGGAGGCGUACACCAAGUUCACUGAGGAGUCGGCCGUGCAGUCGGCGUGCGACAACCCGUCAGAUGCCACCGAGGUCGUCAUUAAGGGCUUGGAGGUGUCCAAACCGGGCCGCUACCAGGCUCUCACCUCAGAGGUUAACUUCCUGGAGAUGAGCGACUCUGGGGUCGAGUUCACUUCCUCCGGCCUCCCUCUGGACAGCGACACGGACGCCGUCACCUGCGCCUCCCACAAGCCCCUCCUCAGCGCUUAUUCCCCGGGUCACCGUGACAGCCAGGAGGCCACCCUGGCCACGCUGAGCGCCGCUCGAACCCCCGAUUCGGCAACGAUUGCCAGCCCUGCUGCCUCUGGCAAUCACUCAUUCGCCGUGGCUUCGCCCGAGACUCCUCCGGUGGGUGGAGCCGGGUCCGCAGAAACAGCGGGAGCGGCUGAGGAUGGAGAAGAAGCUAGUCGGAAAGAGGAAGUGGCUCAGAGCACCUGAAAGGUUGUCAGGUCGGUCACACGCAUCCAAAACAAGAACAAUCAUGGAGCCGGACAUCAGUGUCAACAAGAAGAAGCUUUUCAACGAGCAUUUGCACAUAGAGCACAACUACAACAACGCGGGCAAUGCAUGCGUUUUAACAUAACCACAGAUUGUUUAGACUAGGAAAGGACUGCAUGUGAGCCAAAAAACUAGAUUAUAUGAAAAGUUCUCCCCUGGGACUUUGUUGAAGCAGCCCCAAAAAUGCAGUGCUUCUUGAACGAUGAGAGGGGUGGACUUUAAACGCAAUAGCGUAAUAACUUACUUAUAAUGGACAAAAAUAUAAACACAACACUUUUGUUUUUGC
Nerophis ophidion (straightnose pipefish) is the source of this 2080-nucleotide messenger RNA. RefSeq lists its product as uncharacterized. Bases 1 to 1734 code for a protein of 577 amino acids. The record is from RefSeq and is a predicted model, not a curated record. Lineage: Eukaryota; Metazoa; Chordata; Actinopteri; Syngnathiformes; Syngnathidae. The transcript has 12 exons.